UUGUUUCCAGUUAAUAUGACGUGAUUUCUGUUAAUUCGGCACAUUGGUCAGCAAGCUUUCUCGAAAGUAAAUUAUUCCGACUUGAGUGCGCCUCUUAGUACAUUUUCCCGGAUCACACUACAUUUAUCCGACUUUUUCCGACAGCACCCGAAUGCAUGAAGACGUAGCGUGGGCGGGUAGACGUGAGCGUGGGGUUUUCCACAGUUGCAGCAGCAGCAGCUCGGAGCCAUGGCGACCGAAAAUGUUUCUUUUUGUAGCUCCACGGACGGUAUUAUUCGGGUCUAGCUACUUUAAACAUAGGUAUUUACACACCUUUGAACCAGGUAGUCAUGUCUUCCUCCAGCCGCUCACCUGUUAAAGGCCACUCCUGAGACUUGGAUAUGUUAGACCAGAUGGACUGGGAUUUAUUAGAUGAGGGUCUGGGAGGAUCAAUGGAAGACAACCCUGACUUAUCUGAAGUUCCUCAGUCAAACCCCUCCACCACCAACAUUUCAGAACAUGAAUUCUCCUGUCACUGUUGCUACGACAUCUUAGUGAACCCAACCACCUUGACCUGUGGCCACAACUUCUGCCGCCACUGUCUGGCCCUGUGGUGGGAGUCAUCUCACAAGAAUGAGUGCCCAGAGUGUCGAGAGAAAUGGGAAGGCUUUCCUAAAGUCAACAUACUGCUGAGAGAUGCAACAGACAAGCUGUUCAGUGAGGUUGUUCAGCGGAGGAGAUCAGAAAUCCAGGCCAACCCUAAAAUCUCCCGGAGCUUACUGGCCUUCCAGAGGUAUGGUGACAACUUGGGCAGAUCGAGGAAAAACCAGCACAAAGGAGCAGGCUUCUUCUUUUCUGGAGUCCUAAGUGCUCUCACGUGUGUAGCUGUGGUAGUGCUGGUGUAUCACUGGAGCAGUGGUGUGGUUGAGCAGCAUGACCCUUUGAUCAGUAAACCCGUAUCGCGCUGGACGUCGGAGGAGGUCGUCUCCUGGCUAGAGAACCUGGGGCCCUGGGCUCAGCUAUACAGAGAAGCUUUCCAACAGGAGAACGUCAAUGGGAGGUUGCUGUUGAUGCUUGGGGAAGAAGAGCUGAUAAAACCUCCGUACAGCAUUGAAAAUCUGGCUCACCGACGUGCUGUUUUGGCUGAACUGGACAGAGUUAAAACCCUAGGGGUUAAACCUCCGCAGAACCUCUGGGAAUACAAGGCUGCUAAUGCAGGGAAGUCUCUGUUCAUGCUGUAUGCACUGAAGCGCUCCCCUCGUCUCACGCUCUUCUACCUGUAUUUAUUUGACUACUCGGAAACCUUCCUGCCCUUCCUGCACACCUGCUGCCCGGCCAUCACACACAUCGAGCAGUCAGUGGAAGGCAGCUUCUUUAACUCACAGUUGGAGCCAAGUUGGCGACAGUGGGCGGAGUUCCUUGUGAAGUACAUCCUGCUUCCGUACCAGCUGAUAGCAGAGUUUGCGUGGGACUGGCUGGCCGUCCACUACUGGACGUCUCGCUUCAUUAUUGUCAACACGAUGCUGCUGUCUGUGCUGGAAGGCUGCGCACUGUGGAGACUCUGGACCAGAGCCAGGAUCAGGACUCUGCCGCGCAACAUGUGGAACCACUUGUGGAAGAUGUUAUCUCAGGGGUUUGCCUUUGCCCUCCUAUGGCCUUUUCUCCCUCAGUUUGUGUGCAACUGCCUAUUCUACUGGGCUCUCUACUUCAGCCCCAUCAUCAACAUAGACCUGGUGGUGCAGCAGCUAAUGCACCCAGAAACACAGGCACUGUAACAAACUGCAUGUCAUCAGUGCCAAUUAAUGCUGCACAGUUUGCCGCAAAUAAAACAGACAGAAUUUCCCGAUGUUGAAGAGGAUGAGUGUUUAUUUAUGGCAGUAAACUCACAGGACUCUGGCUUAUUUGCUCCUGGGAAGGAAGAUCCCUCGCUUCCUUUCUUGCGUCUCUGCUGGUCAGUUGGCAGAUGGAACAAGAGAGCCAUUGAGUUUUUUGUGGGAGAAACAUAACAAACAAGAUGAAGGGUGAGAUGUCUGUGUUUUUAUUGGAAGGUUAAAUGCUGUGAUAUCUAUCUCUGUGUACACAGUGCAUUAACAACCCCCAUUGCCUAAAUGGUCCUAUGGGCAGAUAUGCAAAUAACAAGUCAUAUUUAAGAACUAGUGGUAGUGAAGACUGGCCUCAUAAGGGGUUUCUGAUUGCACUCACUAAGAUGGCUGUGAGAUCUUUUAUACAUACACAGACUUUGAAGGUGGAAAAAAACAGAUUAUUUUUUGUCUGACUUGCUUUGUUGGUCGUUCUAAACUAUAUGUGAUCCAUAACCAAUUAAAUGAACAACUGUUGCUUUAUGAGUAUCAGGUUGAACUAAGUCGAUUUAACUUUAAAACGCAUUAUUCAACUCUUCAGUUCAGCUCUGGCUUUGACUUUGAUCUUGGUGCCACAGAGAGGUCUUAAAAUGUAAGCACUGAGGCUUAAAUGUUGAGGGUUGUAGUUCUGCAGCAUUAUGGGAGUAAUCUUUUUCUUCGCAAAAAGAAUAAUGAACAAUAAAAGAAGUUCCAUGUUUUCAAUUCAUUUCAUUAUACAUGAGGCAUUAGGUUUUAACUGUUUGACUCUGAAACAGAUUAAAAAGAAAUCAUUAUAAUGAGCAGAUUGUGUUGCUGGUACUGCUGAAUAUUUUGUUGCACAUGUUUGUUAUUGCUCAGUUGAUUUUGAGAUGGUUUACAAUUCCAUGUAACCAGUGGGCAGAGCAAAUUGAAUACUUUAUUUUUUACAUUUGCACUUAAUAGUUAAACACUGUGAUUUUGUUCUUCAAUGUUCUCUACUGGCAGAAAAAAAUAAAGAUUUUUUAAUAAGG
Messenger RNA from Labrus mixtus (cuckoo wrasse), 2827 nucleotides. Its product is annotated as bifunctional apoptosis regulator-like. Gene Ontology annotation, molecular function: protein binding; ubiquitin protein ligase activity. Gene Ontology annotation, biological process: proteasome-mediated ubiquitin-dependent protein catabolic process. NCBI's taxonomy places the organism in Eukaryota, Metazoa, Chordata, Actinopteri, Labriformes, Labridae. The record is from RefSeq and is a predicted model, not a curated record. Bases 381 to 1754 code for a protein of 457 amino acids. The transcript is spliced from 9 exons. Gene Ontology annotation, cellular component: nucleus.